GCUCAGGCCUUGUCACGUGUUCCAUUAUGAAAAAUGGCCGACGGAGUAAGUGAAACAAACACAGCUGCUGAGGAAAGCGACGCCAAAGAAGAGGACCCCAAAGUUUUGGAAGUUCUUCCAGACAGCCACCCUGUUGGCGUUAGCAGCGAUGAAGAGACUUCAAAAGACAAACCGGCGACCGAGAGCAACUGGUCAACACCGAUCAUGUCGCUGGCACGGAAGGCAACCGAGACGAUCAGCAGUGGGGUCAGCUACGGUGCAGCGUUGAGAAACGCCACAUCUUCGGGAUCUGCCGCGAGCUCUCUGAAGUGUCCGACUAAACAAAACUCUACGGAGAAUGACACCAACGCUAACCAAUACCUACCGGCAGUGAAGGACCAUAUGGCUGUGGAGCGCUCCAACCUGUUCAGUAUGAUGAAGCUGAGUAUUAAGGGUCUGAUCCAGUCUUCUCUAAGUCUGGGCAGAACCCUGGACUCUGACUACCCUCCUCUGCAGCAGUUCUUUGUGGUUCUGGAGCAGUGCCUCAAACACGGACUGAAAGUAAAGAAGUCAUUCAUCAAUCAGAAUAAGUCUAUCUGGGGUCCUCUGGAGCUGGUUCAGAAGCUGUGUCCUGAUUCUACUGAUAUUACCACCAGUGCCAGAGACCUGCCAGGGAUAAAGACUGGGUUGGGUCGGGCUCGGGCCUGGCUGCAUCUGGCCCUGAUGCAGAAGAAGUUGUCUGACUACCUGAAAGCCCUGCUGGACAAUAAAUACCUCCUGGUUGAGUUCUAUGAUCCAGGAGCGUUGAUGAUGGAGGAGGAGGGAACAGUGAUAGGAGGGAUGCUGGUGGGGCUAAACGUCAUUGAUGCUAACCUCUGUAUCAAAGGAGAGGACCUGGACUCCCAGGUCGGGGUCAUAGACUUCUCCUUGUACCUGAAGGACCCUAUGACCACUGAGACCACUAAGGAUGAUACUAAGAUGACGGCCAUAUUGGACCAGAAGCACUACAUUGAGGAGCUGAACAGACACCUGAGCUGCUCUGUCUCUGACCUGCAGGCCAAGAUGGACUCCAUAGAGAAGACCAACGGCAAGCUCAUUGAGGAGUUGACAGCAGCGACAGACAGAAUUAACUCUUUACGGGAGGAACAGGAAACACUGAGACAUGAGAAUGAGACCAUCGUCCAGAGCAACCAGAAGAAAGAGGAGGUGACCCUGGAGGACAGUGCAGUAGAGCUGGAGACAUACAGACAGACACGACAGGGCCUGGAUGAGAUGUACAGUGUGGUCUGGAAACAGUACCAGGAGGAGAAACGCAUCAGACAGGAGUUGGAGAGGGAGCUGGAGCUGCAGGUAGGACUAAAGCAGGAGAUGGAGAUGGCCAUGAGGCUGCUGGAGAAAGACACACAUGAGAAACAGGACACACUGCAAGCCCUCCGACAACAACUAGACCAGGUCAAAACCCUCAACCUGCAGAUGUUCCAUAAGACACAGGACUGUGAGCGUGAGGCCCAGAGGAAGCAGGAGGAAGAGGGACAGCUGGAGGAGAAGAUAAACCAGAUGAAGACCACCAUUAAGGAGAUGGAGCAGAGCCCAUGUAUUUUCAGACUGCAGAACUCUGAGCGUGAUCGCAGACAAAGUGACCAGAUGGACAUGAGGACAGAGCUGGAGGGCAGGGUAGCCUCCCUACAGAAACAACUGUCUGACCUGGACACACUGAGGCUGGGUCUGGAGAGUGAUCUGUGCAGUGAGAAGGAGCAGAGACAGGCCAUUCAGAGAGCUCUACAGAGAGAACAGGACAACAGCACCGAGCUACGCACCCAACUACAGCAGAUACAGGGGCUACACACGGAGCUGCAGGAUGUUCGUCAGGAGAAGCAGCAGCUCCAGCAGACCUGUCAGGAGCAGGAGACGGCCUUACAGGAGAUGGGCCUACACCUCAGCCAGUCUAAACUGAAGAUGGAGGACUUCAAAGAAGUCAACAAAGCCCUGAAGGGCCAAGCCUGGCUGAAAGAUGAUGAGGCUACACAGUGUAAACAAUGCCAGAAGGAGUUCUCCAUCGCUCGCAGAAAGCACCACUGUAGGAACUGUGGAGAUAUCUACUGUAACAGUUGUUCUAGUAAUGAGUUGGCCCUGCCCUCCUACCCUCGACCUGUACGAGUCUGUGACAUCUGUCACUCACUACUGCUGCAGAGGAGCAGCUCUUCCUCCUGACGGAACACACACACACCUCUUCUUCCUCCUGACGGAACACACACACACACCUCUUCUUCCUCCUGACGGAACACACACACACACCUCUUCUUCCUCCUGACGGAACACACACACACACCUCUUCUUCCUCCUGACGGAACACACACCUCUUCUUCCUCCUGACGGAACACACACACACACACACACUUCUUCCUCCUGACGGAACACGCACACACACCUCUUCCUCCUGACGGAAUACACACUCACACGCUUCACUAAUAAUCUUUCUUCCCUCACUGUGCUCAAAGCCCACAGAGAACAUUUUAAUCAAAUUUGAGCAGGGAGGCUGUGUUAAGUUCUGUUUUGCCACUAACCUGAAAUUCAGGAUGUUUGGGCACGGUUGACUGUUGAACCCUCUGCCUUUUCUCAUCUCCCCUGGGUGGAUUUCAAAGUAAGAUGAAGAAUAGUUAGUUAGCCAGCUAAUUGUCAUGUUACUAACUCCAUAUUCCUCUAGGAUGCUGAAUUUAAAAUGAUAGUUGUGGGGUGGGGGGGUGUAGAGUAUGGAACACGUCAGUCUUUGUUGUAUUAUGAAUGACCCAGAAUGUCACAAUUGUGGGAAAAUGUUAGAUGAACUGACCUUCAAUAAUUUCAUUGUUGAUUCACUUAUAGACCUUUUCAAAACUCUUGAUUUAAAUGUCUGAGGCGAUUAUAUAUAGUUUCACAUGAUUCUUUCACUUCCAUUGAAGCAAAGGAACCAAGUUCAUUUCCUCAACCUGCCUUGCUGAACAAUUGUGGAUUUGUUGUUGUAAAUGACAGAAUGUUAACACAUACCAAGAAAGGUCUAUUUUACAAUGUAUAUAAAUAACGAUAAUUGUGACUAGUGCUACUAAACAGCCAAUUUCUGCCGAUUCAUUGGGGCUUGUUUUGAGCAACAUGUUUUCUAUAUAGAUAUCUAAUUUAAUAAAACAUAUCUGAAUGUG
Messenger RNA from Oncorhynchus mykiss (rainbow trout), 3149 nucleotides. Its product is annotated as RUN and FYVE domain-containing protein 1. Gene Ontology annotation, cellular component: cytoplasm. Gene Ontology annotation, molecular function: metal ion binding. Gene Ontology annotation, biological process: regulation of endocytosis; protein transport. NCBI's taxonomy places the organism in Eukaryota, Metazoa, Chordata, Actinopteri, Salmoniformes, Salmonidae. The record is from RefSeq and is a predicted model, not a curated record.